GAGAGAAGACGACGAAGGGUGUAAUAUGCAAUUGAACAGUUAUUACUGCAUAUGCGGUGAAUUUAUUUUGGUUAUAGAUAAGCCGCUGAGCUAUCUACCACGGCGUAGAACAGACGAUAGCUACAUAAUAACGCACACGGCUGGUACAGAAUCAACAAAGCGUAACUUCAAAUUAAAUGGUAUCUCUCAAACGCCCUGUAUGUUACAAAGGGAUGAUGGUAUGUGCGAACGUCAGCACAGACUGAGCUGCCCACGAUGUACUAUCGUCGUCGCAUACACUCACAGUGCACCACUCUUCCUUUCUAAGCAAGAUAUAAGGCUGGGUACAAAAGAAGCUGAAUAUGUUUAUAUACUCAAAGGUGCACUCUCAGAUAUACAAGGAAGUAUACCAAAUGACGCUUUGGAAGAAUUUUCAGGGAUAAAAGUCAAGAAGGAAGAUAUCUAAACGGUAUUUCGUGUAAAUCUAUAAAGAUAUGUAUAUAAUAAAUAAUAUUUU
This is a messenger RNA of Wallemia mellicola CBS 633.66, 496 nucleotides long. RefSeq lists its product as hypothetical. The coding region runs from base 26 to 445 and encodes 139 amino acids. The transcript is spliced from 3 exons. Lineage: Eukaryota; Fungi; Basidiomycota; Wallemiomycetes; Wallemiales; Wallemiaceae. The record is from RefSeq and is a predicted model, not a curated record.